This is a messenger RNA of Cavia porcellus (domestic guinea pig), 699 nucleotides long. RefSeq names its product ribosomal protein L11 (gene Rpl11). Lineage: Eukaryota; Metazoa; Chordata; Mammalia; Rodentia; Caviidae. Gene Ontology annotation, biological process: translation. The transcript is spliced from 6 exons. Gene Ontology annotation, cellular component: cytosolic large ribosomal subunit; ribosome. The record is from RefSeq and is a predicted model, not a curated record. Bases 118 to 654 code for a protein of 178 amino acids. Gene Ontology annotation, molecular function: structural constituent of ribosome; RNA binding.
CAACAGACGCGCCUCUCUUGCUGGCUCCAACUCUCUUCUUAGCCUGGGAAAAGGGCCCGCCUCCUGACCCAUAAGGCCCUGGACCGGAAGUUCCCCUCUCUCUUCCUGUUCCCCACCAUGGCGCAGGAUCAAGGUGAAAAGGAGAACCCUAUGCGGGAACUGCGAAUCCGCAAGCUCUGCCUUAACAUUUGUGUCGGGGAGAGUGGAGACAGACUGACCAGGGCAGCCAAGGUACUGGAGCAGCUCACAGGCCAGACGCCAGUGUUUUCUAAAGCUAGGUACACUGUCCGAUCCUUCGGCAUCAGAAGAAAUGAAAAGAUUGCUGUCCACUGCACAGUCCGUGGGGCCAAGGCCGAAGAAAUCCUGGAGAAAGGCCUAAAGGUGCGAGAGUAUGAGUUAAGGAAAAACAACUUCUCCGAUACUGGCAACUUUGGUUUUGGCAUCCAGGAACACAUCGAUCUGGGCAUCAAAUAUGACCCCAGCAUUGGCAUCUAUGGCCUGGACUUCUAUGUGGUGCUGGGUAGACCGGGUUUCAGCAUCGCAGACAAGAAGCGCAGGACAGGCUGCAUUGGGGCCAAGCACAGAAUCAGCAAGGAGGAGGCCAUGCGCUGGUUCCAGCAGAAGUAUGAUGGGAUCAUCCUUCCUGGCAAAUAAAUUCCUGUUUCUGUGCAAGAGGCCAAUAAAAUGUUUUCAGUAAAA